UUUAUUUUAAAAAAAAUAAUUUUGUGCCCUGUUCAUGGAUCCCAAGGGCUCAAAGCAAUCGCAGCAGGAGGUACCCAACUUCUUGAGUCUCCCACAACCACAAGCCAACAUCAUGGGAGAGAACAAGCCGGCAGAAAUCAAGGAUUUCCAGAUUGCGAUAGCCGAUAAAGAAGACAAUAACAAGAAGCAGUUAGCGCCCAAGAGGAGCUCCAACAAAGACAGACACACCAAAGUAGAGGGCAGAGGAAGGAGGAUACGGAUGCCCGCUCUGUGUGCCGCUAGGAUCUUCCAGUUGACCAGAGAGUUGGGUCACAAAUCUGACGGCGAAACCAUUCAGUGGCUUCUCCAGCAGGCGGAGCCUUCGAUCAUCGCGGCCACCGGAAGCGGCACGAUCCCGGCAUCAGCUUUAGCUGCUGCAGGUGGCUCUGUUUCACAACAGGGGACUUCUCUGUCUGCAGGAUUGCAUCAGAAAAUUGAUGAAUAUGGGGGGUCCAAUAUUGGGUCGGGCAGUAGGACCGGGUGGGCUAUGGUGGGCGGAAAUCUGGGGAGACCCCAUAUGGCUACUGGCAUAUGGCCCCCAGUUAGUGGGUUCGGGUUUCAGUCAUCAUCGGGUCCAUCCACACCAAGUCUUGGAAGCGAGAGUUCAAAUUACCUGCAAAAGAUUGGCUUCCCUGGCUUUGACUUGCCUCCGGCAGCCACGAACAUGGGUGCUAUGAGUUUCACCUCAAUUUUAGGUGGAACUAACCAGCAAAUGCCCGGCUUGGAGCUUGGUUUGUCUCAAGAUGGUCACAUCGGUGUUAUCAACCCACAAGCCUUGUCCCAGAUUUAUCAGCAGAUGGGUCAGGCCAGAGUACACCAGCAGCAGCAGAAUCAGCAUCAGCAUCAGCAGCCUCCUUCCAAGGAAGACUCUCAGGGCUCUGGACAGUGAAACAAGUAGAAUUGUCCGUAGUCCGGGGCUUCUACAAAUGGCUUUUCUAUUGUAUGAUUGGGAGACGUGUGCAAAUAGAUACCUGAAGGAAUUCAAUAGGACCUGGAUUUGGCUUCCCCCACCCCCCCCCCCAAACCAAAAAAAACAUCUUCUUAUUCAUUUGCUGCACUACUCGAGUCUCCAGAAACAGGUGGAGUUGCACUGGCACAUAGCUUGGGUUUGGACUUAAUGUCUUGUUUAAUUCGGAGGUGUGUUGAAUAUUGCUUUGUAAGGAAUCGAUUAUUUUUUCUUUUUUCUUCUAUAGGUCAGGAUGGAGUGAUGAUCUGUUUGUUUGUGAAAGUAAUGGUAUAGUUACAUAAUCAUCUUGCCAAAUCGUAUUGCAUCUUCAUCUUUGUCAUCUGAAAGAUUCUAACCCAAUAGCUGUCUGGCACACUAAAUUAGUAUUUCCACACACAAUUUGCCCUCUUGUUACCAUUUCGCAUUUCGGGUUCGGGUGUUCGCAGACAACUUGGCUAUUUCCAUCAAACUCGUGCAGGGGACCUUUCAUCGACUAUACAUGUAAUGUUUUUCGACAUCCUUUCAAUGGUAAUUUCUUUCAAGAAUAUGAUAUGGUCGACCUAAGUAUUGACAUCUGCAGCUCUCUGUCAUUGUAAAGGAUAGCAAUUUUCCCUUUCCUUUCACUGGUUUUUCUUUUUCUUUUUGGCCAAAUUCACUGGUUUGUCACUCAUGAAAUUUUAUAUCUGAAACGGAUUAUACUGUUCUUGAUACAAAGAAGUCAAUGUGGUUUUCACUCAUUGUGGAAGUCCUCCUUUUCAGUAUCAGUUGAAGUCUGAAGCCAGCGUACUAUAGUAGAGCUUGGGUAUCCAAAGUUGGUGUUGGCAAAUGUUUUAUUUUGGAGAACGGGUGAAGACCUUCAUCUAGGUUAAGAAGUGAAACUAAUAAUCGGUUUGUGAUGGCCUAUUUCUGUACUUUUACUUCCGUAUAACAUCAGAAAUUGAACCAAUCAGCCAUUCUAAUAACCUAGCUGAAAUCCGAAACAACUUAUUGUUUCUGAAGCUAACGUUGUCAUAAGAUGUCUGGUUGUGGUGUUAAGCCUGAUAAACUAACGCAUCUUCAAGAACACACUGAUGUCAUUAUUGAUUGUGGAACGUGAAACUUAGCAUUUAAGUUAUGAAUGAGACUUGGAAUUGCUACUCAAGAUAGUUACUAAGGAAUCUGCCAGAAUGUGAAACUUCUAUGAUCUCGUCAUGCAAUUUGUUUGAGUUUCUGUGAGAUCACCUUGUCAAAUUUGAAUGCAAGUGGAUAUGUGGUAAUCUCCAUGGUGCGUGGUGAUUCGCUAGUUUCCUAUGGUGUCUGGCUGCAAGUGCUUCCAUAUUAAUUUCACCAUAGAAGCUCAUGUCAGCUUUGCACGCUUGUGGGACUUUGUGCUUGCAAGCUUCAAUUGGUAUCGCCCAGUAAAUGACAUUAGCUGAAAUUACAUGCAACAAUCAGUUGUAUUCUGCAUCACCUUUAGUACAGAACAACCCAAGUGAACAUGUAUGGUGUAAAUAUCGUAUGCUUCAUUUGUACAAACCUUGAUCUGGGUUAAUUACUUACUGCAUGAUGAUUAAUUGUUGUCUUUGUACACUAUAUGAGAUUUUUAACAUUGUCACAGAAAUUCUAGAGGGCUGGUGAUAAUUUUUAAACUUUUGAUAUGCUGAAUCUUUUUGUGUUGUAACAUGGUAUUAAAGUAGAAGCGAUAUGUCUUCUGCAUCUAUUAUAAUGGAAGUUGCAAUUUUCUUA
This is a messenger RNA of Neltuma alba, 2710 nucleotides long. RefSeq names its product transcription factor TCP20. Gene Ontology annotation, molecular function: DNA-binding transcription factor activity; sequence-specific DNA binding. The coding region runs from base 35 to 928 and encodes 297 amino acids. Lineage: Eukaryota; Viridiplantae; Streptophyta; Magnoliopsida; Fabales; Fabaceae. Gene Ontology annotation, cellular component: nucleus. The transcript has 2 exons. The record is from RefSeq and is a predicted model, not a curated record.